AUGAAUGGUGAGAGUGGAGGGGUGACAGGGAAUGACAUCACUCAGAUUCAGUCUAAGAUCCUGGGUGUCAAAUCAACCAAUGAUCAGACCAACAUCACCCCUGACAUCUGGGCUGAGCUGAAGGAGCUGAGAGACAUGGCCAUCGAACACAGUGUGGAGCUGAGGAACAGCAAGAGCAAGAUGGAGAAGCUGGAGCAGGAGAAUACAGCCAUACAGGCCAGACUGACAGCCAGUGAAUACAAGAAUGCAGUUUUGGAAAAUGUGGUCAAAGAGCUCCAGAGAGAGAACACAGAUCUUCUAGACAGAGUAACAUCAUUUGAAGAUAAGAACAAAUUGUUGGAGGCCAGAAUGAACGCCAGUGAAAACGAGGUGGAGGAGCUCAAGAUAGAGAGUGCAGAUCUUCUAGACAGAGUAACAUCAUUUGAAGAUAAGAACAAAUUGUUGGAGGCCAGAAUGAACGCCAGUGAAAACGAGGUGGAGGAGCUCAAGAUAGAGAGUGCAGAUCUUCUAGACAGAGUAACAUCAUUUGAAGAUAAGAACAAAGUGUUGGAAGCCAGAAUGACUGCCAGUGAAAACGAGGCGCAGGAGCUCAAGAUACAGAGUGCAGAUAUGAUGGCCAGAUUGAAAAUCAGUGAAAACGAGGUGGAGGAGCUCAAGAGAUACAAUGCAGACCAACCAAAGGUGGCGUUCUCACUUGGUCUCAGUGACAGCGGACUAAUUGGACCCUUCAAUACUGACAUCACACUUAAGUUCAGUAAAGUCUUCACCAACCUUGGUCAGGCCUACAGUCCAACUACAGGUCUCUUCACAGCCCCAGUCAGAGGAGCCUACUACUUCUCAUUCACUACACUGGAUAUCCGGAGUAACGUAUGGAGGGAUGUUCUUCUCUAUCACAAUGACAAGAGAGUAUGUAAAUGA
Messenger RNA from Scomber japonicus (chub mackerel), 918 nucleotides. Its product is annotated as fibrinogen- and Ig-binding protein-like. The transcript is spliced from 14 exons. Lineage: Eukaryota; Metazoa; Chordata; Actinopteri; Scombriformes; Scombridae. The record is from RefSeq and is a predicted model, not a curated record. Gene Ontology annotation, molecular function: protein binding. The coding region runs from base 1 to 918 and encodes 305 amino acids.